AUGGUUCAUGGCGGUCGGGAAGAUCCAGAGAUCCGCCCACAGAAGCCCCCCCCUUCCCCGCCGCUCUCUCAUCGCCCUAUGGAUAGAUCCGUGGGCGGUGGAUCUGCGGGCAGCGGAUCUUUGCUGGAGAGAUCCAUCACGCCCCUCAGUUUGGGCAGCAUGAGCUCGCUUCACGAUGUACUUAAGGUACACUGGUCGAAAUUCGAUCGUAACCCUAAUAUUAACAUUGAUGUGGGAACUGAGAGUAUGGAGGGAGGUCAGUCUGACAGCAGCUGUGCCGCUUCGCCCACUCACGCGCAUCACGGACAUGAUACAUGA
Pieris macdunnoughi is the source of this 318-nucleotide messenger RNA. Lineage: Eukaryota; Metazoa; Arthropoda; Insecta; Lepidoptera; Pieridae. The record is from the annotation of a GenBank genome assembly.